Messenger RNA from Penicillium argentinense, 189 nucleotides. RefSeq lists its product as uncharacterized. The transcript has a single exon. The coding region runs from base 1 to 189 and encodes 62 amino acids. NCBI's taxonomy places the organism in Eukaryota, Fungi, Ascomycota, Eurotiomycetes, Eurotiales, Aspergillaceae. The record is from RefSeq and is a predicted model, not a curated record.
AUGGGCAAUCGGGAUCCUAUCUGGUUUGGCGGCCGUGAUACUGGCGGUGGAUGCGUGGUGCCGGCAUGUGGUGACUCGGGCUCAUGCUCGUAUGAUCGCUUCCUGCCCACGAUGAUGGAUCUGGAUGGCCUCUUCGAUGCCGCCGCACAAUGGGCUGCGUACUUUGUGCUAAUGGCGAACUCAAACUGA